Messenger RNA from Zea mays, 3055 nucleotides. RefSeq lists its product as uncharacterized. The record is from RefSeq and is a predicted model, not a curated record. The transcript has 3 exons. NCBI's taxonomy places the organism in Eukaryota, Viridiplantae, Streptophyta, Magnoliopsida, Poales, Poaceae. The coding region runs from base 1541 to 2860 and encodes 439 amino acids.
CCUCCGAAAACUGUUUAUCUGUGUGGCUUGUAGUGCGUUCUUUCUGAGUUUAUGGGCCACCAUUUUCAUGCUCAGGGUUGCGGAUGAUGUUGUCUGGUCUUCCUCAGAUGACUCUUAUAGUGGACAAGAGGCCGGAAAGGCAAAGGGGAGCACUAACGCAUGUCUCUUAGGAUUUCCCGGUUUUCCACUUCUCAGUGAAUCUUUCAUCUUUCUAGCUCCUGAUAUGGAUGAAGUUUGCAGCAGUAGUGCAACCGCUUUUUGCUGCCUCUUCCCAGUGACUUGAGUUCUGAACUGGUUGCUUUGCUCCUCCAUUUGUUUAGAAGACAACGGUUAUAUAUUGUGUGGGUCACCUAAACUGCAGCUGUUUUUGUCAUGUGGGUCGCAUGGCAAAGUGGGUCAAUGCGGCCACGCAAUUUGCGCUGUUUCCUACUGGUACCAUUUGACGGAUAGUUCAGUUUCUUUCUCGGUUGUCGUGGUCAGAUACCGGGAAUUUUCGGUUGCAAGGGGUUAGGGUAGGUACACAUUGAACGAGCAGAAUGUGAAUCAGGUAGGGUCGGAGUCUGUUUUUAACUGGUGGAGAUAAUCUUUAGGACUUGUUUAGUUGCAUCGAAAGGUUGGAAAUGAUUAAAUAAUCCCUCCUUAGUCAACAAACAACAAUUGUGCAAUCCAAUCUUCAACUCUUUCUUCAUGGUUCAUUUGUAUUUUAUUUAUUCUCUUGGUCGGAUUUCUUCAUAAAUUUGCUGCGAAGCUUAGCUUACAUAAACUGCCGGAAGUCUCGUGUGACGCUAGCAUCAUGAACGGGCAGGUUUCUCAUGUUUGCUGGCGAUUUGAGUGAAGCGAGCACCCAAAAGCCGCCCCACUUUUCUGGUUCUCUUGUGAAAGCCGAUGGUAACAUUUCCGAAAGCGAGCGCAGUCAGGCAGCCGAGCAAGAGGCACAGCGACGGCCCAGUCGAGCUACACGGGACUCUGGCCCGCGUCGCGUCGUGUCGGUGUCCAUCGCUAAAGAUUAGGCAGAAAGAUAAGGAUAGAGUGAGUCAUAGAGCGCAGGUCGAUGUGCUGGUGCGUGCGAGACUUGGUGGGGAAAAACUGUUUUUGUUUGUUUGUAUGUUUGUUGUAACAACACCAUCUACGUACGCCUUUUCAUAGCCAAAGCCAUGAGACCUCAACUGCUACGCUCCUAUUCCUUGAGUUGCCUACGCAUACUAAGACUGUCUCCAACCAUGCUACCUAAAAUUGGAGAUGUAUUCAGUAAUCUGCCUCGCGCCAGAGCACAAGGUCGCGUACGCAUUUGUAACAUUCUCCAACGGCAGACGCAAAAGAGAACCCCUGCGCCAGGCUGUUUCACUCGCGCGCUUAGGCGGAAGCUUCACGCGGGAACGGCGUAUCUGGGCGGGAAUAAGUUACUGCGUCCGCGGGAACCACCUAGACGGCGGGAAAAGUUACCGUGUUCUCUCCAUCGUGGCCUCGUGAAGCCCCAAGGCAGCAAGUCGGCAGCAGCUUGGCGGCAGGAAUCAAUAAAGUAGCAGCCGCUGUUGUUUGCAUGGCUUGGAGGUAUCUGAAAACUUCGAUGCUCGGGGCAGCUGCGGCUUCAUCCAAUGACGACGAUGACCUUGUUGCUGCUGCUGCUGCAGUGGUCAUCCAGGAACUUGGACGCAAACGACGAUGGGGAGGGUCAGUCCCAGGCCACAGGACGUACAGGCGUGACCGCCUUGCAGCACAUCGACAGCUGCACAUGGACUACUUUGUUGAUCGUCCAUUGUACAACAAUGAAAUGUUCAGAAGAAGAUUUCGCAUGAGGCCGGAACUGUUCCAUGACAUUGUGAGGAAGAUUGCUGCCAAGAAAAAAUACUUCCAACUGUCACGUGAUGCUGCAGGAGUAUUAAGUUUCAGUCCUGACCACAAGUGUGCUGUAGGUAUCAAGAUGCUAGCAUACGGAGGACCUGCUGAUUCAAUGGAUGAAUACCUUAAAAUGGGAGAGAGCACUGUCCUUGAGACUUUGAAGGAAUUUGCUUUGGCUGUGGUUGAUGUCUUUGGCGAUGAAUUUCUUCGCCCACCCACAAGUGCUGAGAUAGAACGUAUAUUGAAACGGAAUGAAGAAAGAGGAUUUCCGGGAAUGAUCGGUAGCAUAGAUUGCAUGCAUUGGGAGUGGGCUAACUGCCCUACCGCAUUGGCCGGUAUGUACUUAGGCCACAAAGGGAAGCCAACUAUGAUACUUGAGGCCGUGGCGACAGAGGAUCUUAGAAUUUGGCAUGCUAAUUUUGGUUUCCCAGGCUCCCACAAUGACAUUAAUGUUUUACACCGCUCCAAUGUAUUUGAUGAUUUGGCUAAUGGAAUAGCACCACCUGUUGAGUUCAAUGUUAAUGGCAACACCUACUCCCUUGGGUAUUACCUAGCUGAUGGAAUCUAUCCUGAUUGGGCUACACUAGUGAAGAGUAUCAGUGGUCCAAUUACAAACAUGGAAAAGAUCUUUGCAGAGCAGCAGGAAGCAUGUAGAAAGGAAGUUGAGCGUUCAUUCGGAGUCUUACAAGCCAAGUGGAAGAUAUUGUACAACCCAUCACGUUUAUGGAAGCCAGAAGUAUUGAAUACAAUUAUGCGUGCCUGUGUCAUACUUCACAAUAUGAUAAUUGAGGAUGAGAGGGAUGCUGAUCUACCUAACAUCCACACAUCAGAAUGGCCUAGGGCUGCUAACCCAACUAUUAUCCAGGAUAGAGACAUUCCCUGUAUUGAAGAAUUUGUAGAUGCACAGGCCGUCAUACAAGACAAAGAGACUAAUCAUCAACUCCAGAAGGAUCUGAUGGAGCACAUGUGGAACCUGUAUGGAACAAAGUCUGGACCGUUUGUGCCAAAGCCAAUUGCCUAAGCAACAUAAUUAGUCAUGUAUUUUGUUAUGUAACCUCUUUCCUAGAACUGUAAUCAGCUUGCUUAUUAGCCCUGCUCCUUCUCUGUUGGCUGCUACAAAUUGUAUGUGUUGGCAUGCAUUCUCAACACAAAUGAGAUCAACAAUCACAAAUUAAGUUUGAAAUGAGCUUUACCUGCCUCGGGUGGCACUUGAGAA